UAUAUACCUAGUUCACUCCCUUGACCUGUCUCAUCCCACCUCGUCGCCCUUGAAGCUAUCUCGACCUCUUUUCUAUUAUCACGACCAGAAAGAGCCGCUACGUCGCGUCUCCUCCCUGUGCCUCUCUCUCUCUUCGUCACCACGGAAGGACCCUGGACCUCUUCACUGAGUAAUCCGAACCGAGGACCGGCUACCCAUACAAAAGGGAGAGAGAAGGGAAAGGGUCAAGACGGGGCUCGUGUGUACGAUAAUACACCGGCUGGCAUAAAGCAUAACAUAGCAUCAUGUUCUUCCUGAAGGACCUUGAACAUAACAUCUCUCUUCAUCCAUCCUACUUUGGACCGAACAUCACAGAGAUCGUCCUACAGAAACUCUAUGCCGAUGUCGAGGGCGUCACUUCGGGUCAGGAUGGUUACAUCAUCGCCAUAACCGAUCUCCACAACCUAAAGACCCUUCAAUCCGGUUCCAAGGUUAUCCAAGGGACCGGCGAAGCCGAGUUCACACUCCAUUACCAAGCGCUGGUGAUGAAGCCCAUCAAGGGCGAGGUGGUGGACUGUCAGGUCGAAAAGGUCGGAAAGUUGGGAUUCUUCUGCGUCUUGGGACCGAUGCAGAUCUUUGUGUCUACGCAUUACACGCCGGAGGACUUCAAGUUCCAGCCCGAGGCCAACCCGCCCGCGUUCACCUCGACGCAUACGGGCGAGUCUAUCCGACGAGGAAGCCGGAUCAGGUUGAGGAUCGUCGGUGUUAGGGGGGAACAGAGCGACUUCUUUGCGAUCGGGUCGAUCAAGGGCGAUUACCUGGGCCCUAUGGAGGACUGAUCUUUUGUCUCUCGCGAAAAUGUCUUGUAAACGAGGCUACUUUGGCCUUUCUAUACUAUUUCGAUGUAUACCAAACAAACAUGUGCAAAACCGAAUACAAAAAUAUAACGAACCGGA
Molecule: messenger RNA, 935 nt
Organism: Filobasidium floriforme
Lineage: Eukaryota; Fungi; Basidiomycota; Tremellomycetes; Filobasidiales; Filobasidiaceae
Product: DNA-directed RNA polymerase II subunit rpb7
Exons: 6
Coding region: 285-818 (177 amino acids)
Biological process (GO): positive regulation of translational initiation; positive regulation of nuclear-transcribed mRNA poly(A) tail shortening; transcription initiation at RNA polymerase II promoter
Cellular component (GO): RNA polymerase II, core complex; P-body
Molecular function (GO): single-stranded DNA binding; single-stranded RNA binding; translation initiation factor binding
Source: RefSeq, a predicted model, not a curated record